GCUAUGUAUCGUCUGAUCAACCCCAGAUUAUCCAACCUCUUUUAUAAUUUCCCUUUUUUCCAUCUUCGUAAUACAGAAGACGAAACCAUCGAUAUCCAACAAAACAUGCUUCCUUAAUUUCACUGCCAAUACCAUAGGUAACUCUAGACUUGGAACCUUCACUUCUAAAUAUUCAAUUCCCCCUUGCCCUUUCUUGGCUACAGCUAUUGGAGCUUGGAAAGCUCACAUUGCGUCAUCACGAUAAUUUGAACCGCGAGAACCAGAUCCCCGGAAUUCCUUGUUAUCAGAUCUGAGGCGUCCUAUAUUUGGUCCAAGUGGGCCUUAUUCGCAUACAACACAUAAUACCUAUCCACUCAUCCCUCACAGCCAUGUCGGCCCCGCGAACAAAGCGUCAAUUCGCAGGCGCAGCAAGUGAUCCCGCCCAACGACAGAUUACCUCGUUCUUCGCCUCGCAACAUCCCGAUACUUCCUCCGCUAAUUAUACUAACGCGCGGGCGCACAAUACCUCUGAUCCUGCUAGCCCCUCUCUUCCUGCGACGGUGCAAGCGAACCUCCUCUCGGUGGGCAUGCGAGUGCGCAAGUCGGUCCCCGAAGGCUACAAGACAGGAAGUUACAGUGCUUUUACGCUCUGGGACGAGAACAACAGCGUUUCUACGGCGACGAUGGGCGAGGGACGAUCGCGCGCUAAUGCCAUUUCGACACCGCGUGAGCUCCUUCCCUUCUGUGGGAUCAAUAAAGUCGGCGGUCUAGGAACACAACCGGAGAACACCCAAUCAUUUUCUCCUGCCGCAGCCUACCAGCCGUUACUCAGCCUCAACGGUGUACCUCUCGAGGAGAUGAUGGACGAGGAUGUUCCCGGCCUGACAAGCAGUCAGGACUCCAUCGAGAGUACCGGAUCAAGAAUCUCUUCUACGCGAACUCGCAAGCGUUCUUAUACCGAGGACGAAGACGAGGCGCCCCAGACCCCGGGUCGUCUCAAUAUCGAUUUCAACCCAUGUGUCUGGGGCGAUAGGUUUGAUGGCGAGAUCAGCCCACGGAGCGUGGUGCCCAUCGGCUGGGGUGCGAGUAACGGCCGCGUCAUGGCAACGCCACGGAAGACCAAGUUUCGGGGAAGCAAGCUAUCAGCGCACGCCCUAGGUCAAGACAACGUCAGGGUGGUAGGAAGUGCCGACGGCACCGACUUCGAAGAGGCGGAUUUCCUAGUUGGGACAUCCGACCUGGGAUACAGAGGUGGUUCACGAGGUUGGGAGGUCGAGAUGAGCGAUGUUUAAGUGUGAAUGAUACGAAUCGUCUUUACCGCGCAUUUGAUAACAAUAAGAUACCCAGAAGAAGAACAGAGCAAGGCACGAGAAGGAACGCAGGAAAUGAGAUGAUGAAGACGGUCAAGUUGGAGCUGUUGUAUUAUUUCGGAUUGUUAUUGGCGGGCCGGCGUUUUUAGCGAAGACUGCAUUGGUUAAUGGAUUACCUGGUAUUGAGGAAUUUUGCUCGCGUCAUACGCGAGUUGUGUUAUGCUGCGUCACAUUGCAUACAAUUAUGUAUCAUAUUGAGGACGAUACCUAGAGGAAAGGGGUGGAAUACACACGGGGAAACCAGUGCGUCAUAGUCGAAGGUGCAUUAGCCUAUCUCCAUAGGAGAGAAUAAGGUAGUUUGUAGCAUCACAUGAAGAAUUGUUACAACGUCGACAGACUCUAUACUCAUAACUAGUACAUAUG
Daldinia decipiens is the source of this 1712-nucleotide messenger RNA. RefSeq names its product ribonucleotide reductase inhibitor-domain-containing protein. The record is from RefSeq and is a predicted model, not a curated record. The transcript has a single exon. Gene Ontology annotation, cellular component: nucleus; cytoplasm. Bases 369 to 1271 code for a protein of 300 amino acids. Lineage: Eukaryota; Fungi; Ascomycota; Sordariomycetes; Xylariales; Hypoxylaceae. Gene Ontology annotation, molecular function: ribonucleoside-diphosphate reductase inhibitor activity.